This is a messenger RNA of Ipomoea nil (Japanese morning glory), 726 nucleotides long. RefSeq lists its product as uncharacterized. Lineage: Eukaryota; Viridiplantae; Streptophyta; Magnoliopsida; Solanales; Convolvulaceae. The record is from RefSeq and is a predicted model, not a curated record. Bases 1 to 726 code for a protein of 241 amino acids. The transcript has a single exon.
AUGCUCAAUGAACUCCGGGCAGAAUUCACUCGCUGGCAGAACGAGCAUGCUGUGAGGCCUCCCACCGAUCAUUCAGCCUCUCUAUUGAGGACACUCUUCACGGCGGAGAUUAUAGCUCAGCCUUACCCGCUCGAUUUGCGCAUUCCCCGAAACAAGGAAUAUGAUGGGCGGACAGACCCAGAAGUCCAUGUCAACACCUACUAUGGCAACAUGUUGAUGAUGGGCGUGUCUGACGCCGUGAUGUGUAGGGCUUUCUACUCCACGCUCACUGGUCGGGCGGCGGAGUGGUUCAGAACAUUACAAUCGGGUUCAAUUUCUGACUUCGCCAGUCUGGCGAUGAAGUUCAACCGGAAGUUCGUAACUUCUAAGGUCAUCCGAAAGUCUUACAUGUAUCUCGAGAAGGCCAAGCAAUUGGAGGGAGAAAGUUUGACCGAAUUUUUAGUCAAGUGGAAGGCGGCGGUCGGGGAGGUCGAGCCGAUGGACGACCUGACGGCCAUUCAUAUGUUGCACAUUUCUUUACGAGCUGGUUAUUUGUACCAGGAUUUUAUACUCCAUCCGCCUGUCACUUAUGAAGAAGCCCUCCGCCGAGUGACGGAUUAUGCCAACGCCGGUGAGGCAAACGCCGUCAAGAGGUCACAAGAGGUCGGAACGUCGUCUCGAAAGCCUUUCGGUCGGGCGAAGAUCAUCCCCGACCUCGAACCCGACCGGGAGAGUUCUCGGCGUUAA